AUCAAGGGAGAUAAUAAUGUCAAUCGAUUAUCCAUACGCUUGCACAAUAUCCAAGCACAACACAAAAGGGUUGAUUAUUGGUCUAAGCCUGAGUAUUGAUCUCAUUCAGUAAUGUGUAUUCGCGUUUGUUUUCAUCGAUUCUAUGGAAAUGUAUGAGUAAAUGUUACAGCAGGCUAUUUAGCAUCAUUGGACAUACGCUUUAAAAAAUGACACUAAAUUGGUUUCUGGAGAGUGUACUUGUUGUAGCUAUGCUGUUAUUUUUUAACGAUGUGAUCAAAGCUUCAUUCUACGAGCCUCUAACAAACAACGAUGACACUGUAUGGAGAAUUCUUACCAGUCGUUAUAAAAGGUCGGAGAAAAUCAAAACUGACGUUAACGUUACCUCAUCAGAAAAACAGACAGAUUAUAAUGUUAGUUCGACAAAAGGUAAAAUACAAGGUACAAAGUGUUUCAACGAGUCAAUUACAUCAACGAAUGGUACAUUCUAUUGUCCAGACUCCGGACAUCCUUCAAAGUGGACAGCAUGCUGUGGAGACAAACCUCAACAGUAUUGUUGUUUGCCAGAUAUACGUAAAAACCAGAAGAAACAAGAUGUAACUCUUGAUUUAAUAACUGCCUUAAGUAUAGUGAUAGGAUUUAUAGUGUCGAUAUCUUGUUGUUUAUUGCUUUAUUGUUGUUGCUGUCAAAAACGAUCAGGAGUGCAUUCUGGGAAAUUAGUUUGGAUAAAAAGAAAAAAGCAAGGAAGUAAAACAGUGUAUACUACCAGUGACAAUCCAGACCUAGACGACGAUGAGCAGGAAGGCACAGAAUUAGUAGGUUUUAUAGAACAAAAAGACGAGGAAGGGUUUAGAUCAAGAACUGGCUCUGUUGCAGAGUCUAGACCCGGAUCAAGGAGAGCUUCUAAAGCAUCAAUAGAUCAUAAACAUGAGCAUAACCAUGAGCAUAAGCAUAAGCAUGACCAUAAACAUGAACAUAAGCAUGACCAUAACAAAACAGACACAGAUGCCGCUGCGAAUCAUUCUCCUGUUCCGGUUGUUAAACACGUGACUCCAUCAGGACAGGUGUUAAUGGUACCACUUAUUAAUAUUCAGGGUAGUACGCCAGGAACUUCACCAUCAUAGUAAUUACCAAUAGGAAAACCCAUUAGAUAUAAUUGAAUUCCAACGAUGUUUAUAUAUAGAAAGAAACAGAAGAAUAGAGACAUUUUAAGAUACGCAUUAAUGUAAUUCCUUUGACAAUGCUCAAAGACAACUUUCAAGUCAAGGGAAUGGAAUGGAUCUAAUCAAUGACAUCAAAACGAGGCGGUGUUCAAUGUUUGAUUACAACAUAAACAUCAGAACGAGGCGGUUAUUAUCAUUCAGAUAUGAAAUAUGUUGAUCAAUAUAUAUGAAGCAGGAUCAAAUCUGUCAGUCUUAAAAUUAAUUUGUAAAUACAAAAAAUGCUUAAUGUUAGACCUUAUUUGUAAACGGGUGGGAAAUGACAAAGUUUUGAUAACACAUGUACAGGAGAGCAUACUACUAUCUUUCUGAAUAAUUUUUUGGCAACUCGACAGAUUUCGUCCCGCUUUUAGAUGUUAAACAUCAAUCAAUGAAAUACAAUUGUAUUUUUUUUUUUUAUUUUACUGUUGUAUGAGUACACUUUUCAUUUAAGUACAUAUUGCACAUAUUUGCCUUUUUUAACAUCAUUAUUUAAAAAAUAAUCUAAUUGUACUGGUAUAUUAUAUUAUAUAUUGUUACAUACAAAUCAAUAAUCUUUAUUUUUAAUCUUAUUAAAUAAUUAAGUCUUAACCUUUGUGUAGGAUGCAAACACAAAUAGUACGUCUAUUUCAUCAUAGGUUUGUGUUUUGUCAAGGAUUUGAUAUGUUUGUGACUACGUAAAAUACAAGUGACAUCACAAACAAUGAAAAAUUACUAUUUGCUAUAAUUAGUGUUCAGGGGUGGGGAGAACGAAAACGUGGUGAUUUAACUUAGGCGUAUGGUAUAAGAAAUAUAAUUAAAGUGAUUUGAUAAAGAUAAGUUACUAUAUCAAAGCAUAAAGUGUGUCAUAUUCACGUGGUAUGUGUAUGGAGCUAGUGAAGCAUCUCAUUUUACAUGUGUUAAUGCUAUAUGUUAAAUGACUCUCUCAAUUAUACAAUGAUUAAAGCCAUUAAUUAUUUCGUGGUGGCUUUUGAUCAAACAAGUACAUAGGAAACUGAAUUUUGUAAACAUUCAAUGUCAAAUAUAAAACCUCUGUCAUUAGGCAAGAGAGACAAUCAGAUAAAGGUUAUGGCAAACACAUAGGUUCCAUGUAGCGUUCAUGUAGACGAAGUUAGACAAUCUACAUUUAAUACGACUCAGGUCUCUUGAAUCAUUUCAAUAUAUCCAUAUAAUAAUCAUUAUAUUUUGUCUUCGUCUUUUAUAUUGAAUAUACAAUUCACUGCAUUCAAAGAUUUAUUUGUUUAUCACAUAUCUGUUUAUUUAUAUUCUAAAGUUCUUUACCUUGAAUUUCAAAUAUUCCUGGAACGUUCAAUAACAUAAACUAAAAUAAAAAAAAUCGUCGUUUUUAUAUUACAAGAAGCGGCACAAGUUGGAAGUGAAUAUAUUAUUUUGACCUGUAAUUUUGAAGCAAUCUGUUUUAAUUUAUUUUAAUGCAUUAAAUAUUGCUGUGUUAAGACUUAACCUAUACAUGUUAUCCACUUUAUCAUUAAAAUAAAUCAGGAGUAUUUUAACAAAAAUGUUGAUCGAUUUAUUACUUUUCGUUGAAGGCUUUUUUUCUAAUGAUAAGCAAUAAAAAGCCCUGGAGCCAAACUGUAUUUCAAAC
Mytilus trossulus (common blue mussel) is the source of this 2799-nucleotide messenger RNA. RefSeq lists its product as uncharacterized. The transcript is spliced from 7 exons. The record is from RefSeq and is a predicted model, not a curated record. NCBI's taxonomy places the organism in Eukaryota, Metazoa, Mollusca, Bivalvia, Mytilida, Mytilidae. The coding region runs from base 207 to 1121 and encodes 304 amino acids.